UUAUUGGAAAUGGGAUAUUUUCCUGGAAUAUCCCCACAUCGCCUCCUCCAAACCCUUCGAGACUCCAGGAAGAAAAGGGUUUUUUCCCGAGUCCUCGCGAUUCGCACUCGUCAGAUCGACGUAGUCAUGUGAAGACAUUUGCGAAAAUCAAUCGUAACCUACUCCAGUGGAGAAAAAAUUAAUGCUGAAUGGCUUUGGCAAGUCUCAGCUGGACGAAAAUGGAAUAACAAUCGCUGGAAUACGUGAUAUUAAUGUGACGAUGAUGGAAGAGUAGAUGCGCCUCAUGGCUGGAAGCAUCGGCACCGGCAAGAGGGGAAAUUUUCAUAGUGGAGAUAGGAAAUGCAGAAGAAAUACUGGGCACUUGGAUUUUUUAAGUGAAGCUGGAAGUCAGACGUUUGAGAAACGGAAGAUUGUUGAGAACAGACGUACUUACAUUCAUAACAUUUCUACACUCCAAAAGAGUAUAUUUAGAAUAUUUUUGGAGUGUCUGCAUUGUGAUCUUUACAUUAUACACGAAUCACACGUUAUACAGACAAAUACUUGUAUCGUUAAGGCAAGAGCACCAAAAUUGUAUGACGUGUUAGAGGAUUAUUUCGUUAAUGAGGGGAGACCGAGUAAAUGCGUUUUACGAUCGGUGGAAAUCUUCCAACAGGUCCAGGAUUUUGUGAGAUUAAUAUACUGUAAUCUGGACAUCACCACCGACGAACUUUACCUAGUCCACAUUUUGAAGAAUGACUUCACGUCCUUAUCUCUCUCGGGCAACGAUGUAAACUUAACCCCGAGUGCAUCAGAAAUGGCAGACUCCGGACUGGAGACAGGUUCCUUCAGCCUCCAGGAGACAACAGAAUCUGAGAACUCUGGCACAGACUUGGAGGAGUCCCACUACAUCUCUACAGACGACGACUUCAUCAGGGUUUCCAUAACCGGAGACAUAGUUGAAUCGUCUAACAAUCAAAAGAGGCAGAAUGAUAAAUUUUCUCCAAAGAUCUCGACUCCCAUGAAUCUUACUUCUCCCAGUGGAGCCUCUCGGCAGGAUCCUUCCUCGUCAGGGAGCUCCUCUCGAGAGGAAAAGCACAUGACUCCAUCUAAAUAUGAAAACCAAGUGCUGAAUAAUCCGGCGUACGAUUCAGACACCAACGACAACAAUCAGGGUGCCUCCUUCAUCUCCACAGCCUCCUUCGAGUUCCACAUUGCGGAGAGCAGUCCCAAGGAAAAACCUCUCAAACCAGAGGGUAGAAAUGUUAUAGUGGAGAACCCCUCCUUCAAGAAGAGUUCCUCCAGCAUAAACAGCUACUACUUCAUCGAUGCCUCGAGCCUCAACGACGAGCCAGACGUAUCAUCCCUGUCAAUUCUCAGCGAGGAAAAAUCCUCGACCUCCCUCCCUCCCUAUCUAGAAUCCUCUUACAUUCCCUCCAGGACACACCCUGAGGACCAGAAGCCGAAAAAGUCAUCUCUACAAAUUGGCCACGAGAAUAUGGCGCAAUUUCAGCGAGAGUUAAUACUCACUGAGUACUUAGAACCCAUAACAGAACCGAGAAAGAUAAAGCGAGUGGAUUCAGCGACAGAGGAGAAGCCUGAACCAAUGGUGGAAAAGGAGUCCCUCGUGGUGGAGAUCAAGGAGGCAGACAGUGGUGAGAGCAAUCAUCCCUCCCCCUGUAUCGAUAACAAUAAAAAGGCGAGGGAGAAUGAAAGUUCACAGGGAGAAAUCAACAGGCUGACAAAUGAAAUUUUCGAGGGGCCAGUGUCCAAUACCACGAGUUUGAGUGACUCCAGGAGGUCCUCGUUGAUUAGAGGGAAUACCUUUGAGCUGGAGUCAGGGGAUGAGAAACUGUCGCAUCUUCGGCAAGAGUACGAACGUCGUCAGGGUAAUCUAGUCUUCAAGAACUCGAUUCCACAGUAUUCAGGGCAUCGAGUGGAUGAUGAUCUUAUUUCGUCAUCCAAUUACUCGAUCAUGAAUUACUCAGAAUCGUCGAAGAGCAAGAAUUUAGGAGGGGAUGAUAAUGGAGGGGUCGGUGGAGGGAUGGGAAUGAAGAGUGCGAGUGACAAGAAUCUUGCCGAAUGCUCGGAGACUGAUGACAGCUCCAUUGGGGAUUGUACCAGCCUUCCAGCGACUUUUGAAACCCACAUGAUGAGGGCGAGCAGGUCUGCAACACCGAAGAGACCGAGGAGAGACGAGACAACGCCAAUUGUCUCUGGAGGUGUGAGCUCUGUAGAUUAUUCAACACCUGUUGACAGCCCCAUCGUCAGAAGAAAAACUGAAUCGACUCCCAUAGUGUCAGGGGGUGCUGUUUUAAUGAAUUCUCACUUGAUGGAAAAAGUGACAAAACCCAAGAUGUCCUCUUCCAUGACCACGUGGAUCGUGGACAUGAGUGACUGCGGCAAAAAGCCAAAUUACUCUCUGGGAAACAUGUCCCAGAGUUUCUCCUCCUCUGACUGCAUCAGCAAGAGUCCAAACAAUCGGUCAAAAGGAAGUUUAGGAUUUUUUGUUAAUCUCAAGGACGUGGAUCCACCCAAGGACGACAAGUCCGGAUGCUCCAGGAGGGAGGAGGCCACCCAGUUUUUCGUGGAUCUGUCUAAAGUCUCAGAUAAAUCCAACAAAGUCGAGACUAAUGGCAGGAUGAGGGAGAAUUUAGAUAAAAAGAACAUCUUCUCCAUGUUUAUCGAUCUCAAUGACUCAGAUACUGGUAAAAUUCAGGGUAAAAGUAAACCCGCUCAACCGAGGAGUUCGGAUGACAGUGGAAAAGAGGGAGGAAGUGAAUCCUCACAAGAGUCUCGAUCAGCAGAGAAGAAGAGUGUAUUCAUGUAUAUUGAGUCUGACUCCCCAGUGGUGCGGAGAAGGACUCUGUCGACGUCGAAACCUACUUUACAGAGGCAUUCGUGGAAUGUAGAGAAGGUACUGGGGAAUGGACUUAAGGAGCCCUUUCGCAAGGAGCACAAACGAGCAAGAUCCGUAUCCAUUGAUCCAGAUAUUCACAAGAAAAUGAUAUCAAAGAAUAGUGGAUCUAUUUGCUCGUUAAAUCAGGAAAAAUCACCGCAAUCAGCACAAUCUGCACAAUCAGCUGCGGCUCCUUCCCAGGACUCCCUUCCAAAAUCAGAGGCUCCAACGGAAAUUUUAGAUUACGAAAUCAGAGACACUCCACCCAAUUCCCACGUGGAGAUAAUCAACGAGGACAUCUCUCGCUGUGCAAAACGCCAUGAACUCAAAGAUCUGAUGAAGAGUGACAUGGGGUCUAGCACAGAGGCCUCGGUGGACCCUAAAGCCACCGAAGUCUCUGACGAUUCCGUCUGGGAGAAGACUGGCACUGAGAGCACAGAAGGACACACAAGAAAAUCCGAGACAUUUGACAUCAGCAGUGGUAGUGCUAGUGGCCCAUCCUCGAGUGAUCACCAGGAGUUCGAAAUUUCUGAGUAUAGAAUGGAAAAACUCGAGGACAUACCCAGUAAAAUCUCUGAGACCCACAAGUCCCUCACGAAGACCAUCAAAAAAAUAGAGGACGAGUUGGAUGACGAUUACGACGACGACGAUAACAACGAGGACGACGAGGACGAGGAUGUCGACGUUAACACCCCUUCUCAAAAAGCCAUUUCAGAUAUCAAGGAAGCUUCGAGCUCUGGUUUCGUGAGACUCUCAGAUCUUGAUAAAACUCCAGCCAAAGUCGAUGUCACCACUGAGGACACAACGAGGAUCACAAACCUCUCCUACAGGAUGAGCAAAAGCAUUCCUGAGACAUCCUGGGUUGAGAGUAAACUCGCAUUGAACAGGAGCAGCGGUCCUUGCCCAGUUAGAACUCUCCUCAAUACGAGAAAAUUCACCUCGAUAAUGAGUACAUCACUUCCUGCAAAGCACAAGUCCCCCAUUGACGAAUUGCAGAAUGAUGUAGAUCCUGAGAUGAUAUCAGAAUCAGAAAUCAGCAGCAUGCAGUCAAGCAUGGGGCGAUCUGGAGCUGAUGUGAGCACAGAGGAGACUGAGACCUCGUCAUUCGCCAAUGUAAAACCCUAUAAUAGACUUGGGGAGGAUCUCUUGAGGAUGUUCCUAGAGGAGAUAAAUCCUGAUGUUACCAUCGACGUCAGUGGCCGGAGAAUCAGGGCCCAUAAGUGUAUAUUGAGCUCCAGAUGCCAGUAUUUUGCUGCUAUUCUCAGUGGUGGGUGGAUCGAGAGCGCUGGAAAUGUGAUAUCUCUUCAGGGUUACUCUUAUUCAUCAGUGCACUUUGCCCUCUGUCAUAUUUACAGUGGAGAAAGCAAUAUACCUGAUUCAAUUAGUAUUGUCGAACUGGCAACGCUCGCUGAUAUGCUGUGCCUUGAGGGCCUCAAGGAGGUUAUUGGGUACACGUUGAAAGUCAAAUACUGUCAUCUAUUUCAUAAACCCUGUCAGUUGUGUGCUGUUGGGGUCCUCGAGUGUCUUCCCCUGGCUGCUGCCUAUGGCCUCGAUGAGGUUUACAGAAAGUCUCUGAGGUGGAUUACUAGGCACUUCGUCAGGAUCUGGCCGUGUAAGGCAUUUGCAACUCUCCCAAGGGAACUCAUGGACAAAUGCUACCAUCAGCACAUCGUUCACAUGUCUGCUGAUAACGUCCUCCAGACUAUCAUGGAGUGUGAUAAACUUCUGGCUACUUUACCCAAUAUCAGAUGGGCAGAACCUGUCUUCAGAAUGGUUUCCAAUUUGCUCGAGACUGCUCUCAAAUUUUUGUCUGAUAAUUUUUCAUCUGUACUGAAUAAUGACAGCUUCCAGGCUCUUGGGAGAGAUUUAACGUGGAAUAUCAGUAGAUUGGAGGACAAUGUUCUUGCAGCUGCCGACAGACUUCCUCCGGAUCAGGCGUGCAGGAGUUAUUCCAAGUUGUUUAAGAUGUUGGGAACUGUUGGCUGUGAUGAGCACAAGCAGUGGAAUCCACUGUUUGUUGAGUUUCUGAAGAAAAUUCAAGCAAGGGUGGAGAAGUGUUUGGUUAAAGAGGCACCCAGGGCUGCCAGGACUACAACCUGGCUGAAAAUGGAUCUCGAGCUGAGGAGGCGAAUUCAGGAGCUCGCCUGUUUGGUUAUUCUGCCUCAUGAGGCCCUGAAGAGGCCCAUUAGGCAUUCCAGGGAGAUUAUCAAGGAAUCUAAAACGCUUAAUAAAUCCUCUGUGAAUAGAGGUAUGGAACUGAGGAAAAUCAAAAUGAAUAUUUCUGAUGAAACGGUGAGUGCGUCUAAGGCUGGGGUAAAUCAGAAGAGGGUAAUGGUGAAACCAAAGACAGAUCCUCUGGAGCGAAAGAUGCAGGACAGUUCUAAGACUGUCCAGGCAUCCGGGAUGAGGCCAAAGUCUUGGCCAAAUAAAUUGGAAGUGAAAUCUAGAUAUUUGGAACCGAGGACGAAGUCAGUACCAAAGGAUACGUCUCAUGGCUUGCCUGAGAGGAUUACUGCAGUCCAGCAGAGGAGAAAAAUCAUGAUAUCAUCGUCUGAUUCAUCGAGAACGUCGAGUCCAGCUAUGAAAAGGGCUGUGGACAAAAAACCCCCAACCAAAAUAAAGCUGACGGUGAAGAAAGAGAUGACAGUCAAGGCAUUGUCCACUGACAGCUUGACAGAGUCUUGUAACGAGAGAGCUGUUAAAAAGGACAAUUCUGUGAGCAAGAGCUGUGGAAUCACCAGACCAGAGUCACCAUCCACGAGGGCGAAGGACGUGCCUGCGGACUCUCUGAGUGAUAUUAAAAAGAAACGACCUGCGGUUGUGAAGAAGACUCCUGGAAAAAUGGACACGUCGAUGUCCACUGACAGUCUGAUGGGAGAAAUCAGUGGGAAAGCAGUUUCGAAUAAAGUUUCACCGACUUUGGGGAGAGCUCAGGUGAAGAAGAGUCCUCCGAUGGCCCAGAAGAGUCCUCUGACUGUUGCCAGACGACCUGUCAGAUCAGUGGAGAGCUCCACAGCUGCCAGCAGGAAUAGGGCUGCGGCUACCAGCAUUUAUCAGGGUUCUCCCAACCUCAGGAGAAAUCUCCUGGAUGCUGCCAAGACUCCUGACAUUGGUAGGACUGUUAAUGGGGUCUCCAGGAUCACUUCUAGACAGAGCACUCCCUCCACUAGUACUCCACCAGUGGGGAAGAGGGAGAAAAGGGAUAGCAAUACUGCAAGCAGCGAAAGCCCCAGCAAGAGAUCUCCGAAGAUGAAUGGGGUUAAUCGACCUCCAAGGGUUGCUGUUAAGAGAGUGGUGGAGAAGGGAAAAGGAAAGCCCUCGGAGACAACCAAGCAGCAACUCACUGUAGGCUCAAGGUCUGGAACUUUCCUCAAGGAUGAACCUACCAUUCUUAAAAAAUCUGAUAUGAAAACUACACAGGUGAUGUCAUAAGGAGAUUUUUUUUUCCACUUGUGAAGUGAACAGUAACUGAAAAACAUCUGAUGGAAUAAUCCCUACCUGAUGCUGAUAAAUUACAAAUUGAAUUUCUGCUGGCUUUUUGGAAAGUUUAGCAAAGGAACGGGCUUUUCUGGUGGAUAUUUUUCACGAGUCUGGCUUUGGGGGUAUGAAUUUUUGAAUGUUCUGGAGGCAAGCGGCGAACAAAUGGUAAUGAGACAAUAUAAGAGUCGAGAGGUAUUUUCUCCUGGGAAUUCUCUCAGCUACAAAAAUUUCCUUUCAUUUUUUUUCUCGAUAUUAAUUGCUAUGCGAAAUGAUUACUUAUCUACAGAAAUUGAAAAAUUUAUUUGAUUUAUUGUUAUCUAUUAUACUAUUCCAUUGUUUCUAUUGUUUCAUUGUACCACUUCCUUCUGAAGGUUCUAAUGUUUUCAUACUCUCAAGAUUAUGUAGUAUUCCAACAAAUGAAGGAAUAUUUCCGUUUAAUAUCCAAAUAUCACAAAGAAAACUCCUUUAAAUAUAUUACAUUUUUAAAUUUCUAACGAAUUAAGACAAAUUCUUGGUCUAACAUCACAAUUAAUGUGAGUAAUGAGUUUAUCGUACUAUGUAAAUUACAGAGAAUCCAGAAUGAGAAAAACGUUGAAACUCUUGGCUUUAGGAAUGUUGAUUUUAAUUGCGAAUGGUGGCAUUUAUCAAUUACACGUAGAGAAAAAACACUCCAUAUGCUAUGAAUUGCCUAACUAAUGACCUGAUUCUUGCCGAUGUAGGCCACAGGCAAUUCAAAAUAGAGAAAAAUUAUGUUCAUCUUUAUUUUCUACUCCCUAUCUUGAUUUCGCCCUUACCUUUCGCAGUUUUCUCGAGUUUACGUACGCAAUUACACAAAAUAAACGAAAAAAAGGGAAAAAAAACCGAUAGAAGUUAUUUGAAGAUAAAUCAACGUUAAGUGGAUACAUAUUUAAUAAUUACGUAGAUAUUUAACGGCCAGUUGCUGACGCGUUAGAUUAAAAAUGAAUAUUUCACGCCAUUCGAUCGAUUACUAAAAUUAAAAAGAUAUCGGUGGUCGCAUUUUUAAUGAAAUGAUUAUUGAGAAAAAAAGAGAGAAUAUGACUUUUUGUUUGAUUUACUCUAUUGAGCUUUGUCAUUCAAUCAUUUUAUUUACCGUUUCUUCUUGGCCAAUGGGCUUUCAUUUUUCUUUUGUUCAAUUAUAUUUUUCUUCCGAACGAAAAUGGACUGCUAAUUGCAGUGGAAAAAAACUGUCGUAACAAGCAGGACAUGUUAUGAUUGAUAAUUUUCCAUUAUUGAAUGUGUCAUGCUGGUGGAAAUGUUAGAGAAGAAUUCGACACUAGAGGUAAUCCGUGGCCAUUUCAAUGCGCAAGUUUAUUUCUCAGUAUAUUUAUUUAUCGAGACAUUGAUAUUGUUUUGCAUUUGCAAUGUACAUUUAUAUGCAAUAUUUGUAUCUAGUCAUUUAUAUAUUUUCAAUCGUUUGAAUUUAAUGUAAACGUUUAUGAUAAAUAUUUAAAUACAAUGAAAAAUUAUGGAGAUAUUGUGGUAAUAUUUAUUUAAAGCCUCAAUAAAAGACCACAUAAAAUAAUAGGUUUUAUAAAACAUUUAGAUUCUUCCCCUAAUAUUUCAUCGUCUCGAUUUUUUCUCAAUUUCUUCUUGAUUUUCUCGAUGUUUUCAUUGAAAUAUUGCGAGGGUAUGGAUUUUCGUUGACAAGCUUAAAAAUUUCAUUCCAUCAAAAAUUGUGUUUGCGAAUUUAAAAAUAAAAAAAUUGAUUGUUUCUCCUCCGCAUUCAUCUCCAAAAGAGAUGAAUUAUUUAUAAAUAAUUAAUAACUUUGAAUGUGAAUGGAACUCGAGAAAUUUUCUUUAUCGACAGCUACGAAUCACGUUUCCUCAUCGGUUUGUUCUGAAAGUAAAAUUGAAUUUGCAAUAAUUCUAGUAAGAGCUAAUCUUCAUAAUAAAUCUAUCAAUCAAAUUGAAAUAAAAGGUAUUAAGAAGAGGAAUUUCACAGCCUCUGAGCUCAAUUUGGCUUGGUGAAUUAAAUUUGAUAAAUUGGGCUUUGGUUGGGCAUUUACAAGAAUAAUUAAAAUAUAUAAAGUCUAACCUCUUUGAAAAAGCCCUCCAAAAAUAUAAAAAAACUUUCGUCACUACUCACACGUCAUUAAAGCUGGGCCUAAAAAUCAUCGACAGGAAUGUCUGGAUCAUCAAUAAUAUCGAAUAGAGACAGAGACUGCCUUGCAUGUCGAUUGGUCAGUGGUUCAGGUCUGAUUGGAGCAGGUGUUUACGUUUCUUAUCAUUCCAAAAAGUUCAACAAAACUCCAGGGAAAGUGAUAAUGCAUUCCAUCGCUACUGCACUCGUUUUUCUCGGUUCUGCGAGGAUCUUCAAUCUACCACCAUUUCGUCGUCAAUUAUCCUAACAAUGACCUUGAAAUUAUCAAGUGAUAUUCUUCAAUUGAUAGAUUAUUGAAUAUUUUUUUCAUCCUAAUAAAUUCUGCAGAUGUCAAUGA
This is a messenger RNA of Fopius arisanus, 8814 nucleotides long. RefSeq lists its product as uncharacterized. The record is from RefSeq and is a predicted model, not a curated record. Lineage: Eukaryota; Metazoa; Arthropoda; Insecta; Hymenoptera; Braconidae. The transcript has 5 exons. The coding region runs from base 275 to 6307 and encodes 2010 amino acids. Gene Ontology annotation, molecular function: protein binding.